ACAACCCAAACCCGUUUUCCAACCCGACAAAUAGGACCGUCCCCUAGAUUCUCGCACCACCUUUUAGGCAGUUCAAGUACUGCUCUAUCUAUCGUGCUGCUGUUAAUAGAAGCCCUUUUUCGUCAUUUCACCUUCACCCCACCACUCUUCCCCCUAAAAUUUCAACUUCCCCCACGACCCCGGUCCCACCUAAAACAUCUCUCUUCAUUUCCCUUUCUUCCUCAUUUAUUCUUAUUAAUUAUAUUUAAGGUACCCAAUUUAAUUGAAUUUAUCGGAGCGUACUAUAUAAGUGAAACUUCCAGAAUUUAGCAAAAGGACCUUGGCAGAAAUCAGAAUCCAAUUUUGGUAUCCAAACAAGCCCUUAGCAAAAGGCACCGCAUAUGGAUGGGUCCCACUUCCACCCCUCACUUUUUGUCACUGUUUUUUCAACUUAAAGCGGGCAGUGGGAAAAAGACUGAAAACCCCUUUCCAUUUCAAUUAAUUCUCCCCCAAUACCGUCACUUCGUAUAUACUCUUUGCUGUUUUUUGUUUUGUAUUUAAAAAAGAAAAAUAAUUUCUCCAGGAGAGGAGAAAUGGCUACAGUUGGUGGUAACAGAAAUGGCGUCCACAGGGCUUCAAAUCUCCGUACUUCAUCUUCCUUCAAAUCGAAGCUUCCGCCGGCGAAUGUCCGCCGCAGCAGCCCCGCCUCUAUCGGCGGCGUCGCCGAGUCUGUUUCAGGAAGAGUUCGAGUUGCUGUAAGAUUGAGACCUCGAAAUGCUGAAGAGCAGGUUGCAGAUGCAGAUUUUGCUGAUUGUGUGGAAUUGCAGCCAGAGCUCAAAAGGUUGAAACUUCGGAAAAACAACUGGGAUUCAGAUACCUUUGAGUUUGAUGAGGUUCUUACUGAAUUUGCAUCACAGAAACGAGUCUAUGAAGUUGUUGCCAAACCCGUGGUCGAGAGUGUUUUAGAUGGUUACAAUGGGACAGUGAUGGCUUAUGGUCAAACUGGUACUGGGAAGACUUAUACUCUUGGUCGACUAGGUGAUGAAGACACCUCCGCACGGGGUAUAAUGGUUCGCUCUAUGGAAGAUAUCCUUGCAAAUAUCUCUCCAGAGACUGAUUCUAUCUCAGUUUCAUACUUGCAGCUUUAUAUGGAAACAAUCCAGGAUCUACUAUAUCCAGCAAAUGAUAAUAUUUCAAUUGUUGAGGACCAAAGAACUGGUGAUGUUUCUUUGCCAGGGGCUACUGUAUUAGAGAUCCGGGACCAACAAAGUUUUGUUGAACUCUUACGCUUGGGGGAAGCUCAUCGGUUUGCUGCUAACACUAGACUGAAUACCGAAUCUUCCCGUAGUCAUGCCCUUCUAAUGGUACAAGUGAAGAAGUCUGUACCGGGAGGGGUUGAUUUUCCUCAAGAAUCUCAAAAUCACUCUAGUUUGGUUGGUAAUUUGAGGCCACCUAUGAUACGAAAAGGCAAACUAAUUGUUGUAGAUCUUGCUGGUUCUGAACGUAUACACAAAUCAGGAAGCGAGGGACACAUGUUAGAAGAAGCCAAAUCUAUAAAUCUUUCACUGAGUGCUUUGGGAAAAUGUAUAAAUGCAUUGGCAGAAAAUAGUUCUCAUGUCCCAGUUCGAGAUUCAAAGCUUACAAGGUUACUUAAAGACUCUUUUGGAGGAACAUCCAGAACUUCAUUAAUUGUUACAGUUGGCCCAUCUCCACGUCAUCGAGCAGAGACUGCAAGUACCAUAAUGUUUGGACAAAGGGCAAUGAAGGUGGAGAACAUGCUGAAGAUUAAGGAAGAGUUCGAUUACAAGAGUUUGUCCAAAAGACUUGAGAUGGAAAUUGAUAAACUUAUUGCUGAAAAUGAAAGACAGCAAAAAGUUUAUGAAAAUGAGAUAGAGAGAAUCAGAUUAGAAGCACAGAAACGUGUUGCUGAGGCUGAAAGGAGUUAUGUGGAAGUUUUAGAGGAGGAGAAAACAAAAUGCCAGAUGGACUAUAUGGAGUCAAUUAAGAAGCUUGAGGAGAAGUGGACCUUUAACCAGCAAAAGCAUGCUUUUAAUGGAGAGAAUCAAGCUUAUGCUGGUGGCGAAGAAGCUGCUGAGCUAAAAAGAUUGCUUCAAAAUGAAAUUCGUCUAAGAAAGGCAGCUGAAGAGGAAAAUCACUUCUUAAAAAAUCAGCUUCUUAAAUUUUCGAAGGAGUUGGAAAGUGGAAACGCUAAUGGCUUUAGCAUUCAAGAAGUGCUGGAGGAGGAGGGUCUUCAGAAGAAAAAACUUGAAGAAGAAGUGAGAGUUUUGCGAAGUCAAUUGGCACAGCAGUCUAUUGAAGCCAAUCAAAGUAGAAGCUAUCCAGAGAGAGGCAACUCUGGGAACCCACUUCUUGGUAUAGAUAGCUUAACUCCACUUAAUGAUCUGCGGUCUAGAGAUGGCAAUAAUGGAGAAAGAGCAUCCAUCGCAAACCUUCAUGAACAAGUUGGAUUGCAUAAGAUAUUGUCCUUACUCGAGUCAGAGGAUGCUAAUGUGCGGAUUCAUGCUGUGAAAGUGGUAGCCAACUUAGCUGCAGAAGAAGCAAAUCAGGAAAAGAUAGUUGAAGCUGGUGGUCUCACUUCAUUGUUGAUGCUUCUUAGAACGUAUGAGGAUGAAACAAUUCGUAGAAUUGCAGCUGGUGCAAUUGCCAAUCUUGCUAUGAAUGAGGCUAAUCAAGAGCUUAUAAUGGCCCAAGGUGGAAUUUGUCUGUUAGCAAUGACAGCUGGCGAUGCCGAAGAUCCUCAGACUCUACGAAUGGUUGCCGGAGCAAUAGCUAAUCUAUGUGGAAAUGAUAAACUGCAAACAAGACUGAGGUCAGAAGGUGGCAUCAAAGCUUUGUUAGGAAUGGUGAGAUGUAGACAUCCCGAUGUUCUCUCUCAAGUUGCACGUGGUAUUGCAAAUUUUGCCAAGUGUGAAUCUCGAGCAUCUACUCAAGGAACAAGAGAUGGAAGGUCUCUCCUGAUAGAAGACGGUGCAUUGCCGUGGAUAGUACAAAAUGCCAACAACGAAGCUUCGCUAAUCAGGCGCCACGUUGAGCUUGCACUCUGCCACCUGGCACAGCACGAGGUGAAUGCUAAAGAGAUGAUAAGCGGAGGAGCACUUUGGGAGCUAGUUCGUAUUUCACGAGACUGUUCUAGGGAGGACAUUAGGGCUCUUGCUCGUCGAACUCUAACAACAAGUUCCACUUUCCAAGCUGAAAUGCGACGCUUAAGGAUAGAGGUCUAAUUUCUUAACUUUAAAUCUAAAUUUUCUCCUCUUAUUAUAUAUAAAAUCACCUUGCAUGAGAUUUGAAUGUAUGUAUAAUGUAUUACUACUAGAAAAGUUGCGGGUUUUGUUUGUUAUCAUUAUUUAAUUUUGUUCGAUUGUCUGGCCAACUUCUUUAUGAUUAUCUUUUUUCCUUUUCUUUUUUGGCUUCAGUUGCAAUUUUGUAGUAAAUUGUUCAUUUACGAUUAGUUGUAUAUACGACGAGCGAGUACUUAAAUGAAAUUUCAUUUUGUGUGAACGCCUCCA
Messenger RNA from Erythranthe guttata (spotted monkey flower), 3506 nucleotides. It is a transcript of the gene ARK2, whose product is annotated as armadillo repeat kinesin 2. The record is from RefSeq and is a predicted model, not a curated record. Gene Ontology annotation, biological process: microtubule-based movement; mitotic spindle assembly; spindle elongation. NCBI's taxonomy places the organism in Eukaryota, Viridiplantae, Streptophyta, Magnoliopsida, Lamiales, Phrymaceae. Gene Ontology annotation, molecular function: microtubule binding; plus-end-directed microtubule motor activity; ATP binding. Gene Ontology annotation, cellular component: spindle microtubule; mitotic spindle.